This is a messenger RNA of Cooperia oncophora, 690 nucleotides long. Lineage: Eukaryota; Metazoa; Nematoda; Chromadorea; Rhabditida; Trichostrongylidae. The record is from the annotation of a GenBank genome assembly.
AUGAACAAACGACAAUGUGUAUGUGGCUCGUGGUCUGGCUGUGGAGGCAAUUCGAACUUGUUCUACUCCUACAAGCACUGUAUGCUUAUUUGCGGCGAGUUUGCAGUCGGAGGUGCAGGAGUCGACGAGAGAUACAUGAAUAGAACUUAUGUGAUACGAGGAAGACCUCCAGUGAGUCCCGGAACAAGAACUCACACUGAAACGACCAUGAUAUGGUAUCAACCUGCCUAUCCGCCUUACAGCGAACAGGGUCGACCUAUGUCGCCGCAACAAAUCAUACAACGUCCUCCUGACCGAAUCACGUACACCCAGCAACAAGGAUAUCAGCAGCCGCAGCCGAUGCAGCCCCAGACAGGACAUCCUCAUACUCACCCCCAUCCCCAUCCACACCAGCAAGGUCAGUACCCACAAGAUCAGUACCAGCAAGUGCAAUAUCCAGCAGGACAGUAUCAACAACAGCAACAACAAGAAUUCCGACAGCGCCAGCAGCAGCAAUGGCAUCAAAGUGAAGCGCCAUCAGGGCAAUAUGCGGAGUUUCGAAGCUCAGCAGCACAUAGCUCACACACUUCUCACAGUUCAGCGUCACAUGCUGGGUAUCAGUACGGCACUGCAGAUGCACCUCGUCGUUCUGGAGGUUAUGAGCGGCCAAGAUCAGUUCAGCGUGCCUACGGAAAACGAACUUAUCGGUAG